CAGUCGUCGCCAUGGGUAUCGAUCUCGACCGCCACCACGUCAAGGGCACUCACCGCAAGGCCCCCAAGAGCGACAAUGUCUACCUGAAGCUCUUGGUCAAGCUUUACCGCUUCCUGGCUCGCCGAACCGAUGCCGCUUUCAACAAGGUGGUCCUCCGACGACUGUUCAUGUCCAAGAUCAACCGCCCCCCGGUCUCUCUGUCCCGCAUUGUUGCCAACAUCAACAAGGAGGGCGAGAAGCGCACCGUCGUCGUUGUCGGCACCGUCACCGAUGACAACCGUCUCCUGUCUUUCCCCAAGACGACCGUUGCCGCCCUUCGGUUCACCGCCACUGCCCGUGCCCGCAUUCUUGCUGCCGGUGGUGAGGCCAUCACCCUCGACCAGCUGGCUCUCCGUGCUCCCACUGGCAGCAACACCCUGAUCCUCCGUGGACCCAAGAACAGCCGAGAGGCUGUCAAGCACUUCGGAUUCGGCCCCCACAAGCACAAGAAACCUUUCGUCGAGUCCAAGGGCCGCAAGUUCGAGCGUGCUCGUGGCCGAAGACGCUCUCGUGGCUUCAAGGUCUAAAUGGUGGUUGAAAAAAUGGGCAAGCAUCAGGAUGGAGGUACUUUUUAUCUCCAAUUUUUCGCUUUAUGUAUGGGACCAAAUGGGAUGGCGUGACUUGAUAUCAUUCGUACCUCAAAAUUUCGUGCCUGGACAUGGCC
This is a messenger RNA of Trichoderma reesei QM6a, 703 nucleotides long. RefSeq lists its product as uncharacterized. Gene Ontology annotation, cellular component: ribosome; cytosolic large ribosomal subunit. Gene Ontology annotation, biological process: translation. The transcript has 4 exons. The record is from RefSeq and is a predicted model, not a curated record. The coding region runs from base 12 to 566 and encodes 184 amino acids. Gene Ontology annotation, molecular function: RNA binding; structural constituent of ribosome. Lineage: Eukaryota; Fungi; Ascomycota; Sordariomycetes; Hypocreales; Hypocreaceae.